CGUUAACCAAGGUUAGUUCCAAGCCCAAGGCCAGCCAGGGACUGCCCUUGGACGCAGCAGCCGAUCUCCAUCAACCGUUUGAGAUUUUGGGCCAUCUCGCAUUCUUCGCCCACACAACCUGCUCGCCUUACGCAAGCGCGAGCGUUGUUUACGUUAGGCACCAGCUCGCUGCGAGUCUUUUCGCCGUCUCGCAACCGAGCUACGCUCCUUGUGGCGAAUAAUUAUUGUACUGACGUUAGCUAUUUGGCUCGCGGGAAGCUCAAGCUCUGCGAGCCCCGCCGUGGCUUCCAUCGCUUCCACCCCUGCCUCGACCGCCUCGACUGCCGCCGCUGCCUGCGACCGCUGCUGGCCACGAGCCGCGCCACCAUGUCGUUCAAGGUCAAGGCCCUGUAUGAAUACACCUCGAGCCACGAGGACGAUCUCAACUUCGCCGUCGGCCAGAUCAUCACCGUGACCGAUGAAGAAGACGCCGAUUGGUACGGAGGAGAGUACAUCGACGAGGCCGGCACGAAGCACGAGGGCAUCUUCCCUCGGAACUUCGUUGAGAAAUACGAGCCCACUGCGCCGCCCAGGCCGACAAGGGCGCGGCCCAAGAAGGAGGCCGAGCCUGCUCCCGCCCCCGUCCCUGAGACUGCUGCCCCUCCCGUCCCACCGCCAGAGUCCUCGCACCUUCAGGCUGCCCCAGAGCCCGGGGACACGCCGGAGCCGGUGACCGCCGGCUCUCCUUCGGAGACCCUCCCUGCUGCCCCGCCGGCACCGGCGGCUGCGCCAGCGCCUCCCGCGCCCAAGCCGGUCGAGCCGGCGCAGCCUCCUGCGCCCGCCCCCGCUCCGGCGCCGCCCGCCCCGCAGCCUGCCGAGGUUCCGUCUGCGAGUUCUCAGGCUCCCCCGAAACCGGCCCCUUCGACGCCCAAGCCCAGCGGCCCGCCGCCCGUUUCCGAGAAGCCCACGAGCAGCUCGUUCAAGGAUCGCAUCGCCGCCUUCAACAAGGCUUCUGCCCCGCCGAUCGCCCCGUUCAAGCCGAGCAGCCUGAGCUCCGGCAGCUCCGCCUUUAUCAAAAAGCCCUUCGUCGCGCCGCCCCCAAGCAGGAACGCCUACGUCCCGCCCCCGACCCAAGUGCCCGUCGCCAAGAUCUACCGCCGAGAUGAGGAUCCGGAAGUAAAAGAGCAAGAGGCCGAGGCCCUCGAAAAUGCGGGGAAGGCGGGGCUUGUCCCUGCGGCUUCGACGAACCAAGGCGACGCUGCCGAGGACCAGCCCAAGCCCAUGAGCUUGAAGGAGAGGCUGGCGCUGCUGCAGAAACAGCAGAUGGAGACCGCCGCUCGCCAUGCUGAAGCCGCUGCCAAGAAGGAGAAGCCGAAGCGGCCGCCCAAAAAGCGCCUUGAUAGUCAGGACACCAUCGAAGGCGAAACGGGAGAGAGAACCGAGGAGACCCGCAGGACGUCCACAGACGAGGCGCACCCCCCUCGCCUGGCCCAUCCGCCUCGUCGUAAGUCUUCCAAGGGAGCGGAGCCCCGCGACGGUAAUGAGGCGGACAUGUCCGGGGCCGGCGAGACAACUGAGGGUCAGGAGGAUGUCACGGAAAAGGAGGACAGCGAUGAGAAGGCCGAACACGUUGCCACCGUAUCCAAGCAGGAGGACAGUGACCAAAAUGAGGAAGAGGACGAAGAAGAGGAGGAGGAGGACAUCGACCCGGAGAUCCGGCGCAAAGAGGAGCUGCGCGCGAGAAUGGCCAGAAUGGCCGGCGGCAUGGGCAUGCCCGGAAUGGCCAUACCCCUGUUUGGCGCCCCCGCUCCGUUGCCUCCCAAGAAGAAAAAGGCUGCGCCGGAGAAGCGCGCUGAGGAGAUUGAAGAGCCGGCCUCGCCCACGGCACGGGCGGCUCCUAUUCCCCUCCCCGGGCUGAUGCGGCCUCCACCUCCGCCAGAGGCGAGGCAACCUGAGGCGGAAGAAGAGGAAGAGGAGGAAUCCCGUUUGAGGACUCCGCACCAGGAAGCCGCUCUGCCCGUCCCGUCGCAAGAAGCACCUCCCCCUAUCCCUGUUGGGAGACCGGCUCCGCCCCCUGUGCCUACUGACUCCCGUCCGCCGCCGCCGCCUCCACCUGCCUCUGCGGCCAUCAAGUCACCGAGCGAAGGUUCGGCCUCGGGUGAUGAGCUUGGGGAGUCUGACGCUCCACAGCCGGUUGCUCGAGCUCCGCCCCCGCCCCCGCCCGCGGCAGCGGUGCCACCGCCGAUUCCCACGUCACCCCGUCUGUCUCAGGACAGCGGCGCUUCUCUUGACCAAACAUCCCCUUCCUCCCCGCGGGAACCGGCACCGAGCAAGCGCAACAGCAGGCCACCACCGCCGCCGGUUCCGAGCUCUCCGCCAGCCCCGCCGCCUGCGCAGACAAGGCCGCCUCCUCCGCCGCCCUCGGCUGCGCCGCCACUGCAUCGGACCUCAACCGGGGAUUCCAGACCGCCGCCGCCGUUACCGGCGGCACACAGGGAGAGUGACGACGGCGAGGAAGAGGAGGUUACGGAGUAUGAGGGGGAUUACGACACUGACAUCGCUUCUUCUGUUCCCCACAAGGAUGCGCUCAAAGCCCAUCAGCGUGACUCGAGCUUUGAGGACGUGGUCUCCCCGCGGUCUCCCACCGCAGGAGCGCCGCCCAUCCCGAUCGGAGCGCCACCGAGAGCCGGGCCGCCGCCGGUCCCGAGUCAACCCCCGCCGGAGACUCGGAGAUCCGUAGACGUUCCCCGAUCGCCCCCACCACCACCGCCGCCGCCGCCCAAGGAGACGCCCCGCUACGAUGAUGACUACGACCCCUAUAACUACACGGCGCCUUCCCAGGGCAUUCCCGCAGCGCCCUCGUACCCGAUGCCGACGCCCCCUCCGCCUCCGCCUUCGAGGCACCAACAGGAGGACAUGUUCUCCUUUGAAGUCCCCUCGUACGGUGGCUCUCAGGUCCCGAGGUCCCCCCCUCCUCCCCCGCCUCCUGGUCGGGCUCCGACACGGCAGUCAAUCGAUCACCAGCGUCCAAGCAUUGGCCGUCGGUCCGUGGAUGUCACUCGCCCGUCAAUGGAGUCUAGCUUCGUUGCGAAUGACAUCGACCUAGCCAGCCAGUCAGGCUGGUGGCUGCAACCUAACGGUCUCCCUCCCCAGCUCCACGGUCGCAAAGAUAUCUUCUUCGAGUCCGAGGAGUCGAGCGCCGCCGACCCGCACCAGGGCGGCAAGACCAUCGUGACUCGCGACAUCUACGUCCUCUACCAGGACUACUCACAGACCGUCAUCACAGUCCGUUUCAACCCGCAGGAUCCGUCCGACGUGCACCUGGAACAGCGCCACGAACCACCUCCGCGCGCUCUGCGCCAGGACCAGCUCGAGCAGAGCUACGAACGCUUCGGCCGCGCCAUCGGCGAGGCUGCUGCGUCCAAGAAAGACACAAUCGUCGGCGACGGCACGCCGCAGGCACUCGUCUACGAGCUGCUGCGGCCCUUCAAGGACGCGCUCCUGCCCGUCGGCACGCGCGCCUACGGCGCGCUCGUGUACAGCAACCUGGCGAACGCGAGCACGACGCAGAACGACGAGAUCCGGCCGGGCGACAUCGUCAGCAUCCGCAACGCCAAGUUCCAGGGCAAGCACGGCCCCAUGCACGCCAAGUACAGCGUCGAGGUCGGCAAGCCCGACCACGUCGCCAUCGUCGCCGAGUGGGACGGCACCAAGAAGAAGGUGCGCGCCUGGGAGCAGGGCCGCGAGAGCAAGAAGGUCAAGGUCGAGUCCUUCAAGCUGGACGACCUGCGCUCCGGCGAGGUCAAGAUCUGGCGCGUCAUGCCCCGCAGCUGGAUCGGCUGGGAGGCGAAUGCCGCCGCCGGCGGGCAGGCUGGGAACUAGGAGGCCCUGCUGGCGAUGCAGAUGAGGGAUCCGAGGGGGUUUGCGGCUGGCGGAGAUCUGGUGGGCGUGUUGGUUAGGGUGGCGUUGAGUGCGGGGUGCUGAGUGUGGGAAGGGUGGUGUUUGAAGUUGGGUGUCUGAGUUUGAGUUUGAGUAUUGAGGCUGAGUCAGGUCCAUCAUCAGCAAAGGCAACGCAAGGCGACACGGUGCAGAGCAUAUCGCCCCGCUGUGGAGGAGAGGGCCCAGAGAGAAACAGUUUCGAUUAUACAUUUAGCACAGCACACUCUCCCCCCCGAUGCUUGUUUAGCUAGUUUGUUGCAUCAUUAUGUUUACUGGUUUGUUUCACCUGCCGCCUGUUGACUUGCCUUGUCGUGUUUACUUGAGCGUGCUGGUGUGCUAGUUGUUCCGCCGACGGCUAACUGCGAGCGCUGAACUCCCGGGCUCAUCAUUUCCACCAGGAGGCCACCUCUUGGACUUAGUGUUUGUCGCUCAUUUCACGCACUCCGUCCAAACGAGCCAGGCUACCUCCUCCCACCCAAGACUCCUGCCUGGUCUACUCCCUACAAUUAGUGCGGCAGGGCAUCUCAGGAACAGAACGUUCGCGCCCGACUUCCGCUUGAG
Molecule: messenger RNA, 4479 nt
Organism: Thermothielavioides terrestris NRRL 8126
Lineage: Eukaryota; Fungi; Ascomycota; Sordariomycetes; Sordariales; Chaetomiaceae
Exons: 4
Coding region: 367-3861 (1164 amino acids)
Biological process (GO): protein transport to vacuole involved in ubiquitin-dependent protein catabolic process via the multivesicular body sorting pathway
Cellular component (GO): ESCRT-0 complex
Molecular function (GO): protein binding
Source: RefSeq, a predicted model, not a curated record